Messenger RNA from Penicillium cataractarum, 297 nucleotides. RefSeq lists its product as uncharacterized. The coding region runs from base 1 to 297 and encodes 98 amino acids. The transcript is spliced from 2 exons. NCBI's taxonomy places the organism in Eukaryota, Fungi, Ascomycota, Eurotiomycetes, Eurotiales, Aspergillaceae. The record is from RefSeq and is a predicted model, not a curated record.
AUGUCUAUUCUAGCGACUGGUGCCGGAGUUAAGCGUCUUUUUAACUUUGCUCGGGAUGUUUACCACUACCGCCGGGCUACGUCUAAAGAACUCGAUAUCGAGAUAUAUUACUCCGAGGCUAUUAGUGAUACUAAGGAAGACAUCGAGUUGUACCUUAAUAUACCGGUCGUACUACUACUCUUAGAGGUCGCUACUAGAAAGCGGCCGGCGGUCACUUUUGAUAAUAAGGGAGUCUCUAACGUCGAUGAAUUUGCGGAUCUAGAAGAGAACUCGGUAUCACCCUUACCUGAUACGUAG